Messenger RNA from Halichondria panicea, 2200 nucleotides. RefSeq names its product mucin-2-like. The record is from RefSeq and is a predicted model, not a curated record. Lineage: Eukaryota; Metazoa; Porifera; Demospongiae; Suberitida; Halichondriidae. Gene Ontology annotation, cellular component: membrane. The transcript is spliced from 3 exons. Bases 110 to 1810 code for a protein of 566 amino acids.
UUGCUGGGCAGUAUUUAAUUACUGGCUGCAUACACUUUGCAUUCCGUGUGCUUACAGAGCAGAGUGCAAGCCAUUCAAGCAAGCUAGCCAAGUUAGUUAGCAGCCGGCCAUGAACACCAUGAACUGGUUGCUGUCGUCUCUGUGUUUCCUCGGUCUGCUGAGUUCCUUGUCAGCUCAAAAGACAGACCCAUGUCCAGAGCUAGAGAAUGACAUCAGGUUGCCAGUGGUGAGAGAAAACUCAACUUGUGGUUUCAAAAGUGGAAGGAUUGAAAUUUGCAAUGGUGGAGUUUGGAAAACAAUUUGUGAUAGUAACUGGACCAGAAAUGAUGCAGCUGUGGCUUGCAGACAGCUAGGAUACAGUGCUAUAAGGGCAGAUGUGUCACCGGUAACCCUAACUACCUCGAACCUUGCACCUACGGUACCAGAAUGUGAGGGGACAGAGAUGAACAUUUCAAGUUGCCGUUCUAUCGACAGUACUACAGUCUCUGGUUGCAAUAAGAAAUCUGGUGUUACUUGCUUUUUGAAUGACUCUGCACCUGACAUCUGCUUCAGUGUUCCAACCACUCCUCCUACUAACACUGGGACAGAUGAUACGGUACAAACAAACUUAAAUCCAACUCAAGAUCCAACCACCUCACCAAUCACCACCGAAACAACCGCUGGAACUACCACCAACGCAAGUUUCCUAACAUCUCCUCUUGGAAUUGGUGUCAUUGUUGUAAUUGUGGUCGUCAUUAUCUUCGUUGUGGUGCUAUUUAUUGUGAUAAUUGUGGUGGUAUGUAAAAAGUCUCCGAGCAGUAAAUUGGAACAGUCGAGAGUUUCGCCACAAAACGUCUAUCUUGAGGAUCUAAAAAUGGACUCGGAUAAGUUUAACAACAGCCCCAACCAAAGGAGGCGAACCAGCGGGGAAAUUACCAUAUCAGAACAUCACCUCUUAGAACAAAGUCCUCUGUACGAGCAAGUCAAAGAUGUUGCCCCUCCAAGCAUUUCGUCACAUGACAGUGGUCGAUCAACAGAUGCAUCAGAAAACAAUGCACCUCCCACCAUGUACUCCACCCUGGAGCGAGAUCCAAAAUUGCCACCGCCUACCUAUGCAACUCUGGAGCAAGCCGAUUAUGCCCAAGUAGAACCGUACUUUAAUGGGUCACUAACGAGGGGGGCUGCCCUCACUAGCCCUGUCAAUGAAGAUCUCUACCACACACUGGAUCGAACCACUUCACAGAGCAGCUACACUCGGGACCAAUAUCGAACAUCUUCCAUGUCUUCGUCUCCAAAAGCCCGAGGGAGCAAGCCAAACUCAAGUCCAAAACAGACCCCCAGAACUGUGCUGCCUUCAAUUACAGAUUCUGAGGAAAUUCCCACGUAUGCUAUCUUGGAGGAGGCUGUUGAUGAGGCUGCUUCGAUGGUGUCCACAAGUGCUGUAGUAUCUCAAAGACUGUCUCCUCACCACUCCCCCUCUACCAUCAGACAGUCCCCUCAUCAGUCCCCUUCUAUCAUCAGACAAUCCCCUCGUCAGUCCCCCUCUGCCAUUAGACUGUCCCCUCAUCACAGACCCUCUCCAGAACAUUCACAUUUGCAGCACACACAAUCAUACGCUGCAAGACCAGCUACCCACGAGCACACAAUGCCAACCAAUAAACAAAAGUCAAACACGUUACCACAUUCUGGAAGAUCUGCACCACUGAGUGUGCCACCUUCGAGGCACAGACACUCUGGCUACAUCGAGGAACAACAUUCUAACGGUGUGAAUACUUCCAUGAACGGCAGAUUAAAUGCCUUCACACAGGACCCUGUCACCAGCUGGGUGUAGUAAUCAUACACCGGUAUCUUCUGUGUGUAUGUGAGUCACCUGUUCAUGUUUACACAGCAUCUACUGUUUGUCACAUUGGUAGAGCGUAUAUGGUAGCCUCUAAUGCCUAAUUGCAUUACCUUAAAUAUGUGGUUGAGCUGUACUAAGUCAAAAAUGCACAUUAGGAACAAACUGUUAAUACUCCCCCUUAUUUGUGGCUGGCUUGUGGCAUUGUAUCUGCAUUUCAAAUUUAUAUGCUCAUUAAUUUUCUGUUCAUUUGCUAUCAUUCAACCCCUAUUACUCUCACUGAGACAAUCAUGCACAAUCAACCAUGUUUCUCUGCAAUCACAUGUCAAUUAUUAUUGUAUGUACGUUUUGUGAAAUGAGUGUGUUUUGAAAGACAUUAAUCGA